CAAACUACACUUCCCAAGCUCCCUCCUGGGCGGGGCGCGGGGCGGAGCGCAGCUGGUACCGGCCGUAGGGAGAGCAGGAUGCCGGAGAUGGCGGCGGCGGUGGAAAUGCGGCUGUAGCGCUGCCGCUCUGUCUCUCUGUGCUUCGCCUCGGGCCGCGCCUGAGCGAGGAGCACCUGUGAGGAAGCGGGGCUGCCGCCCCGGGGCGGCUCGGACUGCGCUGUGCCUCCCGCCCAAUAAAGAAGAAUGUCUUUGUUUAAAGCUAGAGACUGGUGGUCCACCGUACUUGGAGAAAAGGAAGAAUUUGACCAAGGCUGCCUGUGUGUUGCUGAUGUUGAUAAUAGUGGCAGUGGACAAGAUAAAGUUAUUGUGGGCAGUUAUAUGGGAUACCUCCGAAUCUUUAAUCCACAUCCUGUGAAACCUGGAGAUGAAGUACAGCCCGAAGACUUACUCUUGGAAGUGCAGUUGCGAGAACCAAUAUUGCAGGUGGAAGUGGGAAAAUUUGUUUCUGGUACUGAAGGACUUCAUCUGGCUGUGUUGCAUUGCCGAAAACUCUGUGUAUAUGCUGUUUCAGGAACUCUGGGAAAUGUGGAACAUGGGAACCAGUAUCAGAUUAAGCUGAUGUAUGAGCACAAUCUUCAGAGAACUGCUUGUAAUAUGACUUAUGGUCCAUUUGGUGGUGUAAAAGGUCGAGAUUUGAUAUGCAUACAGUCCAUGGAUGGGAUGCUUAUGUUGUUUGAACAGGAAAGCUAUGCUUUUGGCCGUUUUUUACCCGGUUUUCUUCUGCCUGGUCCCUUGACUUACAGCUCUCGCACAGAUUCUUUCAUUACUGUGUCUUCAUGUCAACAGGUUGAGAGUUACAAAUACCAAGUGCUGGCAUUUGCGACAGAUGCUGAUGAAAGACAAGAAACAGAACAGCAAAAACUUAGCUCUGGAAAAAGGCUUGUGGUGGAUUGGGUUCUAAACAUCGGAGAGCAAGCACUGGAUAUAUGCGUUGUCUCAUUUAAUCAGGGAGUUUCUUCCAUUUUUGUGCUUGGUGAGAGAAACUUCUUUUGCCUUAAGGAUAAUGGGCAAAUACGAUUUAUGAAAAAGCUUGAUUACAGUCCGAGUUGCUUCAUUCCUUAUUGUUCAGUGCAAGAAGGAACAAUAAACACUUUAAUUGGAAAUCACAAUAAGAUGUUGAAUGUUUAUCAAGAUGUUACACUGAAAUGGGCCACUCAACUUCCCCACAUUCCUGUAUCAGUAAAAGUAGCGAAUUUUCAAGACUUGAAGGGUGUUAUAGUCACUCUGACUGAUGAUGGGCAUCUUCAGUGUUCAUACCUUGGAACCGAUCCUUCAAUCUUCCAGGCUCCUAAGGUUGAUGCUAGGGAAAUAAACUAUGAAGAAAUGAAUGCUGAAAUGAAAGAGCUUCAAAAAAUCAUCAGGGAGGCCACAAAAACGCAAGAUAUUUUGCCUGAAUCUGAAAAACGGAGAGAUCUAACUGUGACAGCAGAGGUUUCACCUGAUUUGGAUGCAGAAUCUCAAGCCUUUGAGAGUGAAGUAAAAGCAGAGGCAGUACCAUCAGUCACAGUAAAGAUAACAGUACAGAGCAGAGUGGCUGUGCAGAAGCCGAGCCUGGCAGUUUGUGUGCAAGCUCCGUUAGCAGUGACCUGUGACCAGUUCGUCUUUGAUGAUUUAGAACCAGAUUCAUCUGAAACUGUGGUCCUGUCUGUCUUUUUGAAGGGGAAUUGUAUUCCAUCAGAACUAGAAGGAAAUUGCAUGGUUUCAUAUAAUAUACCAACAGAGCUCAAUCCUGAAGGAAUACCGAGAGUUGCGCAGUGUAACUUCAGUCUGCCUUUGCGCUUAGUUUGCUUUCCAACUCAGCCUUCAAAAGCAGCAAACCACAAGCUAACUAUUGAUACCAACAAACCUCCCGUCACUUUUCUCACCAUUUUUCCAGACUUUGUUGAUCCAUCUGAGGGUGACCAGGCAAAUGCUCUGGGAUUUCUAUUUUUAACUGGUUCAAAAACCACUCUUCUUGCUUCAAAAACAUCACAACGAUAUAGGAUCCAGAGCGACCAGUUGGAAGACCUUUGGCUGAUAACGAAAGAGCUCACACGCCGACUAGAGGAACAUUUCAAGAAGCAAAACUGCAAAGAUUUUGCAUGUACCUUUUCUGGUUCGAUUCCCCUGCAAGAAUAUUUUGAACUAAUUGAUCGACAUUUUGAGCUACGUUUGAAUGCUGAAAAAUUUCAGGAGCUGUUAUCUGAGAGGGCCGUACAGUUUCGAGCUAUUGAGCGACGACUGCUGACACGAUUCAAAGAUAAAACUCCUGCUCCUCUUCAACAUCUGGACACCUUGCUAGAAGGAACAUUCAGAGAGGUAAUAGCUCUAGCAGAUGCAGCAGAAGAAAAUCAAGCCAACGUGUUCCAGGCAUUCACAAAGUUGAAAAGUGCCACCCAUCUGGUGAUUAUGCUGAUUAGUUUGUGGCAGAAGCUCAGCACUGAUCAAGUUGCAAUUCUGGAAGCUACGUUUUUGCCAUUAGCAGAAGAUACACAAGAGCUGGGUUGGGAAGAAACUGUGGAUGCUGCAGUUUCUUACUUGUUAAGAACUUGUUUGUCAAAGAGCUCUAAAGAGCAGGCCCUGACUCUCAGCAGCCAGUUGUGCAUGCCCAAAGAUACCAGCAGACUGAAGAAGAACAUCACCCUCUUCUGUGAUAGAUUGGCCAAAGGUGGUCGCCUUUCAUUAAGUACAGACUUGGCCACUCAGCAAGCUGCUGUCAUGCCAGGUGGCUGUGCUACAAUCCCAGAGUCUGAUUUAGAGGAAAGAACCGUUAUACCGGGCUCUGCAGCAAUGUUUUCCAGUCACGGGCAGAUCACAAAGCAGAAAUCCAAGCAUGGUUUGUCUGAGGAUGCAGCAGAGGAAGCAAAAAGCCAUGAAACCUGAAGACAACCCUCAGGAGGAAUUUCUAUCUGAUGUCUGAUGCAUUUAUAAUGCAGUAGUACUGAUACAUUUUAAUCUGUACUGAUUGCAGUUUCCAGGAGAGGACUGUGCUAAUUAAUUAAAAAAAAAAAAACAAACAAGUUACAUUCUAAUAAUUUUGGUUGGGUCUCCCUUAACAACUACUAGCAUCCUUUCUGUGAGCAAAGUUUAAGCACUUACCCAACUGUUGUAGGGGUGUUGUGUUGUAUUUUACAAUAUAUCAUCCCUUUCUAAGGAUUCAGUUGAUUGAUCAAAGACUGUUUACACAUAGUUAAAAGCAGCCUUUGUUUCAGGAUAUGUUUUAUCUUUUUAAAAAAGAUAUUCUGAACUGCACCUCCCUUUGAGAUUAUAUUAACAUUUGUUAUAUCACAGUUUUGACAAAAGAUAACUAUCUCGUUUCCUCUUGUACUAACGUUCACAAUUCCAGACAGCUGAAUUCACUACCAGAAGAAAAACUGGUAAUCCAUCAACUCUUUUUCUCCUCUCUCAUUGCUUAUACAGACUCCUGCUCUCUAGAGAUAUAGAGUAAAAUAUGGUUACUGGAUAUAAAGGGCAAACCCUUUUGCCAUUAACUAUGUCACUAUGAAUGGGAAUAAAGUUUACACUGUAAGUACGUUGAA
This is a messenger RNA of Pseudopipra pipra, 3578 nucleotides long. RefSeq names its product Bardet-Biedl syndrome 9 (gene BBS9). The transcript has 23 exons. The coding region runs from base 244 to 2922 and encodes 892 amino acids. Gene Ontology annotation, cellular component: BBSome; membrane. The record is from RefSeq and is a predicted model, not a curated record. Gene Ontology annotation, biological process: cilium assembly. NCBI's taxonomy places the organism in Eukaryota, Metazoa, Chordata, Aves, Passeriformes, Pipridae.